AUGCUUCUCCCCAAAGGCGGAAUCAACUGGAAGUCUGCCCAGGCCAGACUACCUCCUACCAGAGCGAUAUGGGCCUUCGUGACCAGAACGCGCUUUCUCUUCCUCAUCGCCCUCACCGGCUUCGUUCUGCUACUAUGGCGCGGUAUUCGCUCAUCAGCUUCCGAAAUGCAGAGCUUCUACUGCUGGGGCCCCGCGAAGCCCCCCAUGGAGAUGUCGCUCAAUGAGCAAGCUUCGUGGGCCGCCCACCUCCAGACCCCCGUCAUCUUCAACCACCACGAACCCCUGGAAAUCAACCACACCUCCAUCCAGCACGUCAACCUCAACCCCAUCAAGUCGACGCGCAAGGCCGUCACCAACGAGGAGCGCGUCCUGAUCCUCACUCCCCUCAAGGACGCCGCCCCCUACCUUUCCAAGUAUUUCGAGUUAAUCGCCGAGCUGACUUACCCCCACCACCUCAUUGAUCUUGCCUUCCUCGUUGGCGAUUCUAAGGAUGAUACCCUUGCCGUUCUCGCUUCCGAGCUGGACCGUAUCCAGCGUCGACCCGACAAGAUCCCCUUCAACAGCGCCAUGGUUGUCGAGAAGGACUUCGGUUUCGAGCUCAGUCAGAGCGUUGAGGAGCGCCAUUCGUUCAAGGCCCAGGGCCCCCGACGAAAGGCCAUGGGCCGCGCUCGUAACUAUCUUCUCUCUGCUGCCAUGAAGCCCGAGCACUCCUGGAUCUACUGGCGCGAUGUCGACAUUGUGGACAGCCCUAAGAAGAUCCUUGAGGACUUUAUUGCUCACGACACCGAUAUCCUUGUGCCCAACAUUUGGUUCCACCGCUACCGCGAUGGCCGCGAUAUCGAGGGUCGCUUCGACUACAACUCCUGGGUUGAAUCCGACAAGGGUCGCAGACUUGCCGCGACCUUGGACAAGGAUGUUGUUCUUGCCGAAGGCUACAAGGAGUACGACACCGGUCGUAGGUACAUGGCCAAGGAGGGUGACUGGCGCAACAACAAGGACGAGGAGCUCGAACUCGACGGUAUUGGCGGUGUCAACAUCCUUGUCAAGGGUGACGUCCACCGAUCAGGAAUCAAUUUCCCAUGCUAUGCCUUCGAGAACCAGGCCGAGACAGAAGGCUUCGCCAAGAUGGCCAAGCGUGCCGGCUACCGUGUGGUCGGUCUGCCCAACUACGUCGUCUGGCACAUUGACACUGAGGAGAAGCCUGGAAACGCAUGA
Messenger RNA from Colletotrichum spaethianum, 1215 nucleotides. Its product is annotated as mannan polymerase II complex anp1 subunit. Gene Ontology annotation, cellular component: mannan polymerase complex. The transcript has 5 exons. Gene Ontology annotation, molecular function: alpha-1,6-mannosyltransferase activity. The record is from RefSeq and is a predicted model, not a curated record. NCBI's taxonomy places the organism in Eukaryota, Fungi, Ascomycota, Sordariomycetes, Glomerellales, Glomerellaceae. Gene Ontology annotation, biological process: protein N-linked glycosylation; cell wall mannoprotein biosynthetic process. Bases 1 to 1215 code for a protein of 404 amino acids.